Molecule: messenger RNA, 1081 nt
Organism: Melanaphis sacchari
Lineage: Eukaryota; Metazoa; Arthropoda; Insecta; Hemiptera; Aphididae
Product: trimethylguanosine synthase-like
Exons: 4
Coding region: 214-954 (246 amino acids)
Biological process (GO): 7-methylguanosine cap hypermethylation; 7-methylguanosine RNA capping
Cellular component (GO): nucleus
Molecular function (GO): RNA cap trimethylguanosine synthase activity
Source: RefSeq, a predicted model, not a curated record
UGAGCAAAGACCUUAUACUAGGGUCUUGAGGUAUUUUUUCAAAAAUCAUGGAAAUGAUAUAUAUUUAUUUUACUAUACAAUCAAUGGUAUCAGAAAUCAGAUUAGAUUAAAGAUUAAACUAAAAGUAAUAUUAUUAUCUAUUCUAAUUUCUAAUAUUCUUAAUUCUAUUCUAAAAUCCAAAUUCCAAGGCUGAAUAACGUAUUUUAAAUUAUUAUGGGUAGUGAUGGAAUUCUUAAAAAUAAAAACAAACGAAGGAGAGAAUUGAAAAAAUAUAAGCAUUCAAAAAUUUUAAAAACAUUACCCAGCGAAAUACAGGAAGACACUUCAUUGUUAAAAUAUUGGCAUUCUAGGUAUAGGUUAUUUAAAAAAUUUGACCAAGGAAUUAAAUUAGACAAGGAAAGUUGGUAUUCAGUGACACCAGAAGUAAUAAGUCGCAUGAUUGCUAAACGAUGUACAUGUGACCUGAUAAUUGAUGGAUUUUGUGGUGCUGGUAGCAAUACUAUUCAAUUUGCAUUAACUUGUAAAAAAGUUAUUGCGAUAGAUAUUGAUCCGAAGAAAAUAGAACUUGCGAGGAAUAAUGCUGAGGUUUAUGGUGUAUCAGAUCGCAUAGAAUUUAUUAUUGGAGAUUAUUAUGCUUUGGUUCCUACUUUAAAAGCAGAUGUUGUAUUUUUAUCACCACCAUGGGGUGGCCCCUCAUAUUCCAGAAAAAAAACUUUCAAUAUUGAUGAUAUAAUGCCAAGUUAUGGAGGUGGUAAAUACCUUUAUGAAUUAACUUGUCAGAUAACUAACAAUAUUGCAUUCUUUCUCCCAAAGAAUAUUGAAGACAAGCAAUGUAUUUCUUUAGCUGGUCUAGGAAAUUUGGCUGAAAUAGAAAGUAAUUACUUGGACAAUAGAUUGAACUCAAAAACAUUGUAUUAUGGAGAUUUAAUCAAAACUAAUAAUAAUAGUAUUUAAAAGAAAGAAAUAAUAACACAAUAUUCAAUUCAUGAAUAAUCUAAGAUUUUGUACCAAUUUUUAUAUUGAUAAUUUUUUCUUUAUUUAUUCAAACAAUAAUAGUUACAAAUUACAAUACAAUAAAGAU